Molecule: messenger RNA, 973 nt
Organism: Cokeromyces recurvatus
Lineage: Eukaryota; Fungi; Mucoromycota; Mucoromycetes; Mucorales; Mucoraceae
Product: PRP38 family-domain-containing protein
Exons: 5
Coding region: 25-927 (300 amino acids)
Cellular component (GO): precatalytic spliceosome
Source: RefSeq, a predicted model, not a curated record
AUUUCUUUUAAUUUAUAACAAACAAUGAGUCAUUCGACGAGUCAAAGAAACACAAAAAAAACGAAUAAUGUGUUAGAGACUUGGGGAAAUGAUGCAACAAUGAAUUUAAAUGCAAUCAUUUAUCAAAAUAUUCUUUCCUCUCCAUAUUUUCGAUCAUUAUAUGCUAAAAAAACUUUUCACGAAAUUGUUGAUGAAAUUUAUAAUGAAGUUUAUGUAUUAACUCCAUUCAUUAAAGGCACACAACCUUCAACUGCAUUUUGUUGCUUAUUCAAGAUGUGGACACUUCGAUUAACCAUAAAACAAAUCGAAAACUUGAUUGAUCACGUUGACUCACCAUAUAUUCGUGCUAUCGGCUUUUUAUAUUUACGUUAUGUAUGCGUCCCUGCUCAACUUUGGGAUUGGUUCCAAUAUUAUCUUGAAGACGAAGAAGAAAUUACGAUAUCAAGUGGAAUUAAUCCAACAAAGAUCACUAUAGGUCAAUUAUGUCGUAUGUUACUUACUGAACCCAAGUUUCAGGGAACUAUGUUACCACGUAUCCCUAUCCCUAUUGCAAGAGAUUUAGAAAAGAAAUUAGAAGAUUAUGAUAGAGAGAAAAGAAAAGGCUCAAGAAACAAUGACGACUACGACGACGAUAACGACGACGAUGAUGAUAGAUAUUAUUCCAGAAGAGAUCGUAAUAGAGAUAGAUCAAGAAGUAGAGACCGUAGUAGAAGUUAUAGAAGCAGAUCAAGAAGUAGGGAUCGCAGUAGAAGUUAUAGAAGCAGAUCAAGAAGUAGGGAUUAUCGUAGGGAUGAGUUUGAUGAUUAUGAACGUCGUCGUAAAUAUUACGAUAGAAGAAGUAUUAGUCCUGAUAGAAGAAGAGAUCGUCGUUAUUCUUCUAGAUCUAGAUCAAAAGAUAGAGAGGGUAGUAAAUAUCGUAAUUAUUGAAUUAACAACAAUAAAUAUAUUCAUAUGCAUCUUGUAUUGAUUUGAU